GCGUCGAUUGCCAAAUUGAAAUGAUCGAGGACAUCAAUUGGAUCGUGAGUUCGAUAAUGAAAAUGGAGAACGAUGACGUAAUGAUUCCGCCAUGGCUAACACCAAUGCUUCGAGCUGACUACUUUGUGACUUGUUCGAUUCACGCAAAAUCGAGUAAGAGUGAAUGUAAUCUGUUUUGUUUGGAUUGUUUAGGCAAUGCCUUUUGUUCUUAUUGUUUUGAUGAUCACAGAGACCAUCGUGUUGUUCAGAUUCGACGAUCGUCGUAUCAUAAUGUGGUGAGAGUGAGUGAGAUUCAGAAACAUAUUGAUAUCUCUUGUAUUCAGACUUAUGUUAUCAAUAGUGCUAAGAUCUUCUUCCUAAACGAGAGACCUCAGUGUAAAACGGGUAAAAGCGUAAACAAAACAUGUCAGAUCUGUUCUCGUAACCUUCUCGAUUCGUUCCGGUUCUGUUCUCUUGCUUGUAAGCUUGAAUGUGUCAAGAGUGGGGAGGAUCCAAAUUUGACCUUCUGUCUCGGUGACUCCUCGAAGAUCCGCAAUACCGGGAUUUGUAGCCGGUUGAUUAACGGAAUCUCGAUCGCAGUUGAUGAUCAACGCAGUGAAACCGCGGCUGUGUUAUCUCCAAAGACACCUUCAAUAGAAAGCCACCGGAAUUACCCAAUGAAGAGUAGAAGAAAGGGUAUACCUCACCGAGCACCUUUCUAAAAGGCUUUAUUAAAGAGUUAAGGAGAUUCCUUCAGGUUCUUUUGAAUGUUCCUUUUAGCUUUAAAAGUGAGAGAGUGAGUUGGCAUUUAUGGAUGUGAUAUGUGAAAAGUAUGGUAUAAAAUAAGCUUGGUGAGGCAUCAUGUGUUUAAUAAAGAAUGGAGAGAGUGUAGUGGUGUGGAUUUGUCAUACUUUGCCAUCAACAUGGUUUUUGGGGUUUGGUGAGAGUAUCUUAUGAUUCUUUGGGCAAAGAUAUAUUUCCUUUUUGGCUUCAAAGUACAUUUGUGGAAGGUAAAUCAUGUAUUGCUUGUUUAUCUAUUUUUUAAAGAAAACGAUUUUAUUUUA
Arabidopsis arenosa is the source of this 1043-nucleotide messenger RNA. The record is from the annotation of a GenBank genome assembly. NCBI's taxonomy places the organism in Eukaryota, Viridiplantae, Streptophyta, Magnoliopsida, Brassicales, Brassicaceae.